GCCGCUCGCCCCGCCUUGGAGCCCGAGGAGCGGGGCGGGCGCCAUUGUGGCCGGGGCGGGACCAGCUGAGGGAGGCCGGAGACGACGACGGAGGCGGCGGCGACGCGGCGGCCUCGCCCGUUUCCCCGAGCAGGGCCGGUGGUGAGGUGAAGGAGCCGGGCCCGGCGGUCGGAGGGGAGUUCAGAGAUAGUCAUUGUAUUGUGGUUCCAUUAAUCUACACAGAUUUAAGAUAGCUGUGGAUGACAAAACAUUUGAGACAGUGGAAAGGAUGGAGUCUAAACCUUCAAGGAUUCCUCGAAGGAUAUCUGUUCAGCCCCCCGGCUCUGCUCUAAGUGCGAGAAUGUCUGGAAGCCGAGGAGGUGAUUUAAGUGAGGCGUAUAACCCAAGAGAAUCUUCAUUCAGAUUAGAUUCUGAGCAUCAGGAAUCCAAUUAUUUGCAAACAUCUGGUAGAGACUGGGGACUUGGUGAAAGAGAAGGCCGUGAAACCCCCUGGAAACUUAACAGUUCCUCUCCUACUCGUUAUUCAGGAACUUUUGAACCACCAUGGUCUGGAAGUUUUUUAGGAAACAGAAGCAGAUUGCCUUCAUCCUCCUCCUCAUCCUCAUCAACUACUCCAUUUCAAUCUACAUGGUAUAGUGAAUCUGAGAGAACUCAGGGGGCAUACCCAAGGCUGCAGAACCAACAAAGGAAUUACGACUCAAAGAGACCUAAGCUUUCCUACACCGGCUGUACGUCGACUUCCACUGUGAGAAGCAAUGGGAGUGGAGUUAAUGCAGUAGCAGAUUCUUCUUGGAGGCAUAGUCAAGUUCCCAGAUCUUCAUCAGUGAUACUUGGUUCGCUGGGAACUGAACUAGUAAGAGAGAGAAGAAAUCAGGAAAGACGAGCAGAUCUAGUGGAUUAUAGUCACCGGAAUGGUGAUUUCACAUCUUCAUCAUAUCUUCAAGAUAGAGUUACUUCUUCCUAUUCACAGGGAGCAAGACCUAAAGAGAGUUCUCUGAACACUCUGAGAUUGAACACGUCAUCUAUGAACCGCCAACUGCCUUCUGAACAUCAGUCCUCAGUUUACUUGAGAGACCCAAACAGAAGCUCUUCAAGGUCUAACUUUGCUCCCAGGGAAAUGGAAUCUCCCCAAAGGAGUGCACAACCAGGGUUUGCUCACAUAUCAAGCAGAAAUGAAACCCCUUCUUCCACAGGCAGUUCUGAAAGGGCUGGUUCAUCUCAAAGAUCACUUAGUGAACCAUCCACUGAUACCGAAGGAAGGCGGACCACCAGACAGCUAUUAUCUCGCCUAGCUUCUAGUAUGUCAUCGACGUUUUUCUCUCGAAGAUCUAGUCAGGACUCUUUUAAUUCCAGGUCAUUAGAAUCUGAAAGUUCAUUCGUUGCUCCGAGAGUUCAUACGUCUACACAAUCUAGCAGCAGUGCAGCCCCUCCUUCUGAAGUUCCAGACAGUAGAACAUCUGAGGCGUCUCAGGGAUUUAGGUUUCUUAGACGAAGAUGGGGUUUAACGUCCAUGGUACAAAAUCAUAGCUCUGAUGCAGAUUGCGAAAGCUUCAGGCACGAGCCCGAGAGUAGAAACGCAGGAUCUUGGUUAUCUUCUUCUAUUAGGAAUAGAUGUACACCUUUGUUCUCCAGGAGGAGAAGAGAAGGAAGAGAUGAAUCUUCACGAACAUCUACCUCUGACAUCCCAUCAAGAUCUCAGCACCUUUUUAGGCGAAGGGAGUCAAGUGAAGAAGUUUCUCUUGAAGCACAAAGUAGUUCUCCUGGGACUGCUACCAACAGACCACAGACACCUGCAGUGUCAAGCACUGCCGCCUCUGCUGUGUCUACACCAGAUUUAACUCACAGUGGAAGAAAUACUGGAAUACCUGGAAUUCUUCCUGGCUCCCUGUUCCGAUUUGCAGUCCCCCCUGCCCUGGGAAGCAAUCUCUCUGACAAUGUCAUGAUUACUGUAGAUAUCAUUCCCUCGGGUUGGAAUCCAUCCGACGGACAGAGUGACAAGUCUAAACCUGCCCCUUCACGAGACCCUGAAAGGCUGCAGAAAAUAAAGGAGAGCCUUCUCUUAGAAGAUUCUGAGGACGAAGAAGGUGAUUUAUGUAGAAUUUGCCAGAUGGCAGCUGCCUCUUCUUCUAACCUUCUUAUAGAGCCUUGCAAAUGUACUGGGAGUUUGCAGUAUGUUCACCAGGAGUGUAUGAAAAAAUGGCUACAGGCCAAGAUUAACUCUGGUUCGUCUUUGGAAGCAGUAACCACCUGUGAGCUCUGUAAAGAGAAGCUGCAACUUAACCUGGAAGAUUUUGAUAUUCAUGAACUCUAUAGGGCACAUGCAAAUGAACAAGCAGAGUAUGAAUUUAUCAGUUCUGGUCUGUACCUAGUUGUGUUAUUGCACUUAUGUGAACAACGUUUUUCGGACAUGUUGGGAACCGCAAGUGAAGCUAACACACAUGUCCGGUUUAUUAACCUUGCAAGAACGCUUCAGGCACAUAUGGAAGAUCUCGAAACUUCAGAGGAUGAUUCCGAAGAAGAUGGAGACCACAACAGAACUUUCGACAUUGCCUAAUGCAUGAAAAAUGGAAGAACUGCAAAAAAAAAAAUUGAUUCAAAUUGGUGAUAAAUCAUCCUAGGUUAAUUUGGGGAGGUGCUUAUUAAAAAUACAGUGGAUGUCACUAUAUUUUUUUUUUCACGUAUUGUGGAAUUAAAUUCUACUGCUGCCCUCUGGAA
This is a messenger RNA of Ornithorhynchus anatinus (platypus), 2715 nucleotides long. It is a transcript of the gene MARCHF7, whose product is annotated as membrane associated ring-CH-type finger 7. Bases 269 to 2554 code for a protein of 761 amino acids. The transcript has 12 exons. Lineage: Eukaryota; Metazoa; Chordata; Mammalia; Monotremata; Ornithorhynchidae. Gene Ontology annotation, cellular component: nucleus. The record is from RefSeq and is a predicted model, not a curated record. Gene Ontology annotation, biological process: protein autoubiquitination. Gene Ontology annotation, molecular function: ubiquitin conjugating enzyme binding; zinc ion binding; ubiquitin binding.